ACGUCAGGGUAUUAUAGUAAAGUGAAACUAUCCUGGCCAGGUACUGGAUAUAAAGUAAUCCUCUUUCAAGUGAAGUGAAAGAAGAGAGCCAACUGAGACACUACUAGAGGCAAACACAUAAUCAGAAAUGUCACCAAACAACAAUAGGAUAGGGAGGGCCCUGAAUGCCAGCCUGUUGUACCUGCUGUUAUCUGUGUGCCUGACAUGCACCGCUGCUCUGGAGGAAUUCGAAGAAGAUAUUGAGAUCGAUGAUGAGGAGGAAGACCUGGAGUAUGAGUACAGCAUGAAACAAGACAGACACACCUGUAGAAGCGGCCAAACUGGUCAGUAUCCAUUCUGCAAGGACAAGAACCACUACGUCCACAUAACGGAUGAGUGUGGAGAGAUAGACGUAAAAAAAGUGAGGGUGGAAAUGCAGCUGAUGAUCCAUGACCGACGUGAGAAGAUAAAGGAGAUCGCACACGCUGCAAAACACAGUGAGAAAAAUGUGGAGAGGGAGAAAGCGGACACAGUGCUGUUACUGACUGAAAUGGCAAGGAUCGUUGAGAAGACCUACAUAAAAGUAAUUGAGGAGAUUGAGAAGAACCAGGAAGCAGCAGCAACCUGGGCUGUAGAGCAUAUUCUAAAGCUAUCACAGGAAAUCUCUCAGCUACAGAAGAGAAGCAAUGAGCUGGAGCAGCUCUCACACACUGAAGACCACCUCCACCUUCUCCAGAUGUUCCCAUCCCUUUGUACCCCACCGGCUACCAUCGACUGGUCCGAGGUCAGCGUUCACAGUGAUCCCAGUGUUGGAGCUAUGAGGAGAGCUGUGAACAAGCUGAGGGAAGCACUCAAUGGUGAAGAGAACAGGCUGUCUGCUGCUGAGUUGGGAAGGAUCAAGAAGUGUGCAGUGAAUGUGACUCUGGACCCUGACACAGCACAUCCCAACCUCAUCGUGUCUGAAGACGGGAAACAAGUGAGAUUUGGAGAUCUCUGGCAAAAUGUCACAGACGGCCCUCAAAGGUUUGAUGUUGUUGUUAAUGUCCUAGGAAAAGAGGGUUUCUCCUCAGGAAGAUUCUACUAUGAGGUGCAGGUGGAAGGAAAGACUGACUGGAUUUUAGGAGUGGCAGUAGAGUCCAUCAACAGGAAGGGAAGGACUAUUGUGGAGCCUGACAAUGGAUACCUGGCUCUAUGGAUGAGUGAUGGGAAUGAGUAUAUAGCUCUUGAUAAGCUUCCUGUCCUCCUCUUUCUUAAUCAGACGCCCCAGAAGAUAGGGAUUUAUAUUGAUUAUGAACAGGGUCAGGUCUCCUUUUAUGAUGUGGACAACAGGUCUCAUAUCUAUUCUUUCUCCAAUUACGCUUUAAAACCUGCUAAACUUUAUCCAUUCUUCAGCACCUGCACUGACAAUGACGGUAAAAACUCUGCCCCAUUGGUCAUUACCCAAGUCAAUCAGAAACUAAGUAUUCACUUCCCAACUUAAACUUAUAUAAAUGUUAAAGGAAACACUAUGUUACAUCAAAUCAUACAUUUUGUUUAUUUUUUGUUGUAAGUUUUAAAUGUUUUCAUAUUUCUGCAGUUAUCUGCAUUCUGUCUAAAUUAAAGGUAUUGAAUGGCAUUAACUGAAUGUCUGUAUUAUAUAAAUCAAGUGUAUCUGGAGAAAUUAAACGAACCCAUUCAGUCACCAA
Oncorhynchus tshawytscha (Chinook salmon) is the source of this 1664-nucleotide messenger RNA. RefSeq names its product pyrin. Gene Ontology annotation, molecular function: protein binding. The transcript has 2 exons. The coding region runs from base 128 to 1459 and encodes 443 amino acids. Lineage: Eukaryota; Metazoa; Chordata; Actinopteri; Salmoniformes; Salmonidae. The record is from RefSeq and is a predicted model, not a curated record.